AUGCCUUCCUCAAAGAAAGUUGCUCCAGCUCCAUUUGCUGCCAAAUCUAGCAAAUCUACCACCGUCAAGAAUCCUUUGCUCGAAUCCACACCAAAAAACUUUGGUAUUGGACAAUCGAUACAACCAAAGAGGAACUUGUCAAGAUUUGUUAAAUGGCCUGAAUAUGUUAGAUUACAAAGACAAAAGAAGAUUUUGUCUUUAAGAUUGAAAGUUCCUCCUUCUAUUGCUCAAUUUAACUAUACCCUUGAUAAGAACACAGCUGCCCAAGCAUUUAAAUUGUUCAACAAAUAUAGACCCGAAACUGCAGCUGAGAAGAAGGAGAGAUUGACUAAGGAAGCUGCUGCCGUUGCAGGAGGUAAAUCCGCUAAGGAUGCUUCACCAAAGCCAGUUGUUGUCAAAUACGGUUUGAAUCAUGUUGUCUCCCUCAUUGAAAACAAGAAAGCCAAGUUGGUUCUUAUCGCCAAUGAUGUUGAUCCAAUCGAAUUGGUUGUUUUCUUGCCAGCUUUAUGUAAAAAAAUGGGUGUCCCUUACGCAAUUGUCAAAGGUAAAGCUAGAUUGGGAACCUUGGUUCACAAAAAGACUUCGUCCGUUGCUGCAUUGACUGACGUUGCUUCUGCUGAUGAGGGUGAAUUGUCAAAAUUGAUUUCAACCAUCAAUGCUAAUUACGUCGAAAAAUACGAUGAGAACAAGAAGCAUUGGGGUGGUGGUAUUAUGGGCUCAAAGGCUAAUGACAAAUUGGCCAAGAAGGCUAAAGCUAUCGCUUCUGCCAGUUAG
This is a messenger RNA of Lodderomyces parapsilosis, 774 nucleotides long. RefSeq names its product 60S ribosomal protein eL8 (gene RPL82). Gene Ontology annotation, cellular component: ribonucleoprotein complex. The transcript has 2 exons. NCBI's taxonomy places the organism in Eukaryota, Fungi, Ascomycota, Pichiomycetes, Serinales, Debaryomycetaceae. The coding region runs from base 1 to 774 and encodes 257 amino acids. The record is from RefSeq and is a predicted model, not a curated record. Gene Ontology annotation, biological process: ribosome biogenesis.